UUUCCUCCUUUCAGCCAAUCAGAAAGGAGGGACAUAAGAUGGGGAGGAGCCACAUUGAGCAAAGUCCAGGAAGAAUUUUUCAGACAUCGGGCUAUAUAGAUCACGUUUUGUUCCGCAACAUCUACCAAACAGCGUGUGGUCUAAACGUCGAGUGGCGUUGACCUGUCGAGAUGGCUGACAACAGAGAUAAAGCUACCGAUCAAAUGAAGACGUGGAAGGAGAAAAGGGGCUUUCAGAGGCCAGACACACUGACCACAGGGGCUGGCCAUCCAGUUGGAGAUAAGCUGAACCUGCAGACUGCAGGACCGAGGGGCCCCCUGCUUGUCCAAGAUGUGGUCUUCACAGAUGAGAUGGCCCACUUUGACCGGGAACGAAUCCCAGAGAGAGUGGUGCAUGCCAAAGGGGCAGGAGCGUUUGGCUACUUUGAGGUGACUCAUGACAUCACUCGCUACUGCAAGGCUAAGGUGUUUGAGCAUGUCGGCAAGACUACACCUAUCGCUGUGCGCUUCUCCACUGUGGCUGGCGAAUCAGGAUCAGCAGACACAGUGCGAGACCCCAGAGGCUUUGCAGUCAAGUUUUACACUGAGGAGGGCAACUGGGACCUGACGGGCAACAACACCCCCAUUUUCUUCAUCAGGGACGCCCUGCUGUUCCCGUCCUUCAUCCACUCCCAGAAGCGCAAUCCCCAAACUCACAUGAAAGACCCCGACAUGGUGUGGGACUUCUGGAGCCUGAGGCCCGAGAGUCUGCAUCAGGUGUCUUUCUUGUUCAGCGAUCGAGGUUUGCCCGAUGGCUUCCGUCACAUGAACGGCUACGGCUCUCACACCUUCAAACUGGUCAAUGCUGACGGUGAGCGUUUCUACUGCAAGUUCCACUACAAGACUGAUCAAGGAAUAAAGAAUCUGUCAGUAGAGGAGGCAGACUGCCUGGCUGCCACCAACCCAGAUUAUGCCAUCGGAGACCUGUUCAAUGCCAUUGGCAAUGGCAACUACCCGUCCUGGACCUUCUAUAUCCAGGUCAUGACCUAUGAGCAUGCUGAGAAGUUCCAGUUCAAUCCCUUCGACGUUACCAAGGUUUGGUCACAUAAAGAAUACCCUUUGAUCCCUGUGGGCAAAAUGGUACUCAACAGGAACCCAGUCAACUACUUUGCAGAGGUGGAGCAGCUGGCCUUUGACCCCAGCAACAUGCCACCAGGCAUCGAGCCAAGCCCCGACAAGAUGCUGCAGGGCCGUCUCUUCUCCUACCCAGACACACACAGACACCGGCUGGGAGCCAACUACCUGCAGAUCCCCGUCAACUGCCCCUUUAGGGCCCGUGUGAGCAACUACCAGCGUGAUGGUCCGAUGUGCAUGUAUGACAACCAAGGGGGAGCUCCAAACUACUAUCCCAACAGCUUCAGUGCCCCAGAGACACAGCCUCAGUGUGUGGAGUCCAAGUUCAACGUGUCUCCAGAUGUGGCACGCUACAACAGUGCAGAUGACGAUAAUGUCACACAGGUGCGUACCUUCUACACACAGGUGCUGAACGAAGAGGAGCGCCAGAGACUUUGCCAGAACAUGGCAGGAGCCCUGAAGGGAGCCCAGCUCUUCAUCCAAAAACGCAUGGUCGAGAACUUGAAGGCUGUCGAUCCAGACUAUGGAAAUCGGGUUCAGACCCUUCUCAACAAGUCCAAUGCGGAGGCCCAGAAGAACACAAGUCUGCAUGUUUACAGCCGUCCAGGAGCCAUCGCUGCGUCCUCCAAGAUGUGAUGCCUUCAUUUCCCCCCGAGGACAGCCCCCUCAUUUAGUACUUCCGUGAUUACCAACUGCUAAUACCAGUGUCAUGAUUGGACUUAACUCUCCAAUUACUUACUGUCAGUGACAAGACUGAAAUACUAACCUUGUAGUGUCACAGUUGGGGUUAGUUAAUUUAUUAUACAGUCAAUCCAAACUGUUGAUUUUCUUCAAAAUUCUCAAAGCUAGUUGUAUUCAAGAGGUUCUUGAUCUCUGAUAAAAUUCUGUGAGGUUAAUUUGUGAUUGUGAUUGAACAGCCAUUUUGAAAAAAUCACCAGUUUCUUUUUUACAAAUUAAAACCGAUUUUGUCCGUUGACUGUUUAUACCAGGUUAUACCAAAAACAUGCCAAUUUUGAGUGCUUAAGAUUAACCACAAAGGCCUUGAAACUCA
Sander lucioperca (pikeperch) is the source of this 2163-nucleotide messenger RNA. RefSeq names its product catalase (gene cat). Lineage: Eukaryota; Metazoa; Chordata; Actinopteri; Perciformes; Percidae. Gene Ontology annotation, cellular component: mitochondrion; cytoplasm; peroxisome. The record is from RefSeq and is a predicted model, not a curated record. The transcript has 13 exons. Gene Ontology annotation, biological process: hydrogen peroxide catabolic process; response to hydrogen peroxide. Gene Ontology annotation, molecular function: catalase activity; heme binding. The coding region runs from base 171 to 1748 and encodes 525 amino acids.